AUGAGCGCCCCAAUGUUCUCCCUCGAGGGCCAGACGGCCAUGGUCACAGGCUGCACCCGGGGCAUCGGACAAGCGGUGGCCAUUGGCCUCGCCGAAGCAGGCGCCGACCUCGUCCUCGUCCAGCGAGACACCAGCGUCACGGCCACCAAGGAGGCGGUGGAAAAGCUGGGCCGCAAGGCGAGCAUCUACACGGCCGACAUGGCAGAGCCGCAGUCGGUCGCGGCGCUGACGCCCAAGGUCCUGGCCGACGGGCACGCGGUUCGCAUCCUGGUGACGUGCGCCGGCAUCCAGAGGAGACACGCCUGCGAGGAGUUCCCCGACAGCGACUUCAACGAGGUGAUGCAGGUCAACCUCAACGCCGUCUUCACGCUCUGCCGCGACGUGGGCGCGCACAUGCUGGGCCUCGAGCCGUCGGCCACGACAGGCCGCCGCGGCAGCAUCAUCAACUUUGCGUCGCUGCUCACGUUCCAGGGCGGGCUGACGGUCCCCGCGUACGCGGCGUCCAAGGGCGCCGUCGGCCAGGUCACCAAGAGCUUCGCCAACGAAUGGUCCUCGCGCGGCAUCACCGUCAACGCCAUCGCCCCCGGCUACAUCGACACGGACAUGAACGCGGCGCUGCUCAACAACCCCGAGCGCCUGGCGAGCAUCAGCUCCCGCAUCCCCGCCGGGCGAUGGGGCCGCCCCGACGACUUCAAGGGCACCACGGUCUACCUGGCGAGCCGCGCGAGCGCCUACGUCAGCGGCCACACGCUGGUGGUCGACGGCGGCUGGAUGGGGCGCUGA
Messenger RNA from Metarhizium album ARSEF 1941, 783 nucleotides. Its product is annotated as 2-deoxy-D-gluconate 3-dehydrogenase. The transcript is spliced from 3 exons. NCBI's taxonomy places the organism in Eukaryota, Fungi, Ascomycota, Sordariomycetes, Hypocreales, Clavicipitaceae. Gene Ontology annotation, molecular function: oxidoreductase activity, acting on the CH-OH group of donors, NAD or NADP as acceptor. The coding region runs from base 1 to 783 and encodes 260 amino acids. The record is from RefSeq and is a predicted model, not a curated record.